AUGAACAAGAGGAAAGCCUCAGCCGACAGGAACUCGAAACAGAGGGGAUCCUCUCGACGUCCAAGCGCGUCCAGCUUGUAUUCGAGGCCCAACACAGCUCAUCAGAAGCUGAAACCCGAAAAAUCACCGUCCACGCAGAAUCUAGUAACCCCGGAACCACAGAACUUGUCCAAGACGAUUCAAGUUAGCAAAGCUGUCGAGACAUGUGUUCCGAAGACCAGAUUCAGCUCUCAGGAUAGAUGCAGAGAGCUGAGAUCGUAUUCAUCGCCGAGGCUGAAAUAUUUCCCUGCCGAGAGAAUCAAGAAGUUUGAGAGUCCUCCUGGCACCCCUAUCGGUGCACUAAUUGCACAACAAAAUCCCCAUGAAUCUGGUAGCUAUUAUGCUGCUGGUCAUCCGGAAUACAACAAUGGACAGGGUGAUGCAACGACAGCAAGUCAGUCUUUGCAUCAGCAUCGACCACCUCAGCAUGUGCAGAGCGUUGGUCAGCAACAGGUAGCUGGUAAUCAAGUUGCUCAGAUGAAUCCUCACUCGGAUCCCACUUUACCGCAACAGAUCCUCGGUCAAUCUCAUCGCCCCUUCGUUCCACAUGGGCCCCGGGAUCAUUCUCCCCCGAAAACAAUCGCAAAUGUUCACAAUUCUCAUUCAGCUUAUCACAAUCCAUCUUGCGUGAUGACGACACCGCAGCCUGUCGCUCCCAUGAUGGAUCAAGAGAGAAGCACAUCAGAAGAGCCCGCCUUGACCCAUCCGUCCGAUUACGAGAAACAACCGAUCGGUGGUCGAAACGCGGCUAACUACAGGCAGACGAUAAACAGACAACAGAUGCAACUGCAGUCACAAAUGUCUAUGGAUCCCAAUUUGUCCAAUUUGACGCCCAGUGAUCAUCAGCAGCUGCAAAAUCAUUACUCCAGACAUGGUCACUUUUCUCAGAAUCCUCAGCAAGUCUAUCAGCAGAUGCAACAGAAUAUGCAACAGCAGAUGCAGAUGCAACAGCGAGCCAUGAACUAUCAGAUGCAAAUGAUGGGUGGGAAAGGUCAAGGUGCUCCUUAUGCGGGUAUGACGACUCCUCAGGAUGCAACUGUUAACCAGAUGAAGAACCUACGUACUGGACAAGCAUACGGUAACCAAGGGCAUCAGAGGGAUCUUGAUUACUCCGUGAAUCAUCAAAAUGGAUGGACAAAAGGCAAUCAAGCAGCUGAGUUCUCGAGCGUCAAGGCUCAAUUGAACCCUUACACCGUAGAAGUGAUGAAUAACAAUCAACCACAUCAUGGGACACAUCCCUAUCAUCAUGCAGUGCAUCAGCAUCGACCACUGUACAAAAAUCCUGGACAAGGUACUCCAAUGAUGUACCAUCAGCCAGGUUUCGAUCAACAAAUCCCUGCAAAUCAACAAAUGCCUCAACAACCACCUACAGAGAACAAUCAAGUCCCUAAAAAUGACAACAAGAAGCCUCCGCCGUUCACUCAUAGUAUGCUACGGGAUCAAGAGAAGCUGUUGAACACCAUGAAGCAACAAGGAGUACCACUGGACAUCAUGAGGAGGCAGUUCGACAUAUUGCUGAACGAGCAAAGGAAACACCUGGAGUACCUGGAGUGUCUUUGGCGACAAGACGAAGAAGAAGUGAGGAGAUUACCGGUUAUUAAUCGAAAAAAAAGGAACAUCGAUGAGAAACCUGAAUGGAUGACUCAUUUGACCCCCACGAGGAUGUCCUAUUUGGAGAUGGAGAGGUUGAGGGAGCAGCAGAAGAAGGAACAAGAAGCUCGGUUGCAACAACAAAACGCAAACGAGAUGGUUAAUCAACAGCCUCCACUUCAGCUUCAGAACCAACAGGUUCCUCCUCAGCUUCAGAACCAGCAGAUUCCUCAGCUUCAGAACCAGCAGAUUCCUCAGCUUCAGAACCAACAGGCUCCUCCACAGCUUCAGAACCAGCAGAUUCCUCAGCUUCAGAACCAACAGGCUGCUCCUCAGCUUCAGAAUCAACAGCCUUAUCAAUUAUGGCAACCUAACUGGCAGCAGUCAAGGAUUUCUCAACCCUAUAACCACAUGUACCCUCAACUCUACAUGAAUCAAGGUCCAAUGAACUAUCGACACCAGCAGAGUAUGCCAGAUUACCGGUACGCUCAUCAGCAAUACAAUCAUCAACAUCAACAACAGCACUACCAGUACGUUCCACAGCAGAAUCAAGAAGAAAUUCAGCAAACCAAUGGGUACUCAGGAUACCAAGAUGUCAGGCAACCAACAGAACCAUCGAGUUUGAUGAAGAUCCGUCACUACAAGAACCAUGUUCGUUCUCAGAAGCGCAACAACGGACUGCAGGAUCCUGAAGUGGCUCGUAGACAACUGGAGGAACUGAGGGCCAGCAGUGAGUUGAGGAAGGGACUCGAGUACCUGGCCAAUUUCGCCCCUAAGAAAGCUGCAUUCCGACUAAACGGUAUCCAGGAUCGUAGUGAGACGGAUACCGAGAUCCAGAAUCGUCUUCCGGUACUCAACGCUGAACCAGCCGUCAAAAGAGUAUCAGCGAAUGGUUUAGAGAACAGUAGGAUCGCGAACAACCCUCCUCCCCAACGACUGUCGCCCCUGAAUAAGCUGGAACAGGAAUUCGCGAAGGAAUAUCCUAGGCAGAGAGAGCCAACACCUAGAAACUGUUACAGUGUCCCAGCUGAAAGGGAAAAUGGUACCAUGGCCAGUGAACAGCAGCCGCAAUACCUGCCACAGCAACUUCCUGUAGAAAAUUCAGCAAAUUUGAUUUCUUACAACGACAAGAACCCUACGAUGCCUCGAGGGAACGUGAUGACGCCCUAUAAAUUUGAUGUCAAUUACCCUCAGCAUUAUCAACAAAUGCAACAGUACUAUCAGAACACCAAGAACCUGACCGGGAACAAUGGCGAAGGUGACGUGGGGGUGUCUCAGAAGAUGGAAAUGAACAAAAAGAAUUUCGAACGAGCUGGCGGGGAUGCUUACGAGAAUAUGAACGGGCAAAUGAUGCAGGAGGGGAAGAUUCCUAUGCAAGGGAUGCAGCAAUACGGUCAACCUGAUAUGCACGAAGCAAGGACUAUAGGGGGUGUUAGGUACCUGGCAAGGAAACAGGAUUAUCUGCCCAACCAACAAAUCGUGUCACCGGAAACUCUGAUUGCGAGCAGACACCUGCAACCCCCUAUUAUUUAUUGA
Osmia bicornis bicornis is the source of this 3165-nucleotide messenger RNA. RefSeq names its product putative mediator of RNA polymerase II transcription subunit 12. The transcript is spliced from 4 exons. The record is from RefSeq and is a predicted model, not a curated record. The coding region runs from base 1 to 3165 and encodes 1054 amino acids. Lineage: Eukaryota; Metazoa; Arthropoda; Insecta; Hymenoptera; Megachilidae.